GGAGUUCGCUGCAGUCUCUCCUUUCUGUCCACGGCAUUUAGCGGAAAACAUCUGACUCCUGCUCGUUUUCCGAAGCUGUGUUUGAUUUGCACUCACUUUGCAGCGGAGUCUCUGAGGCAUCACGGGAACAAAAGUCCGUGUUUGUCCGGUAGGAUUUCAGCUUUCUAACAGGCAAACAACAGGAGAAGCAUGUGUGGGUGUUGAGUCAUAUGCUCGCUUGACCUCACUGCCCCCGAACCCGGAGCUGCCGCCAGCUUUACCUCCGAUUGUCCACUUGUCCAGAGAGGCUCACUCCACAUCAUGUCUGCAGAGGUGGAAAACAGCACUCCAGUAGCUGCCGAUCCCGACCUCGCCUCCAUGACCACAGGCUCCACCAGCGCUCCCAACUCCCCAUCGACGGCCGCAUCCAGAGUCCCGUUCAAGAAAGAGAAAAAGAAAGUACCAGAGAAGACAGAUGAGUACCUGCUGGGCAGGUUCCAAGGGGAUGGCGUAAGGUACAAGGCCAAGCUGAUCGGCAUCGAUGAUGUCUCAGAGGCACGAGGAGACAAGAUGUGCCAGGACUCCAUGAUGAAACUUAAGGGUAUGGCAGUAGCUGCCCGAUCCCAAGGCAAGCACAAACAGAGGAUCUGGAUCAACAUUUCUAUGUCGGGUAUCAAGAUCAUUGAUGAGAGAUCGGGAGUGAUUGAGCAUGAACACGUGGUGAAUAAGAUCUCCUUCAUUGCCAGAGAUGUAACAGAUAACAGGGCAUUUGGAUAUGUGUGUGGAGCAGAAGGACAGCAUCAAUUCUUUGCCAUAAAGACUGCACAACAGGCUGAGCCCCUGGUCGUCGAUCUGAAAGACCUCUUCCAGGUCAUCUUCAACAUGAGGAAGAAAGAAACAGAGGCCCCGCAGAAGGGGGAAAAUGGCAGCACAGUAGUUGAGAAUGGAAAUGAUGCCGUCCUGAGUACGGCGAGUGGAGCAAAAGCUGCCCAACCAGUGGAGCAGCUUGACCUUUUUGGAGACAUGUCGACCCCUCCAGACAUCCGGGCUCCAAAUGACUCUAAUGAUAUUCUCUUGCUGGACUUUUCUGAUGAACUUGACAGCAAUCAGAAUUGCAUAAAGGGAAACCCCCUUGUUAAUUCCUGUGCCCCUGACUAUAGGGCAUCUCCCCACACAGAGAAUCCCUUUUCCUCAACUUUUGGCUACUUCCCAGCCCCAGACAGUGACCCUUUCAGAGAUGACCCCCUUUCUAAACCACCCGCUCGGCUGGCACCCGAUAAUGCACAGAUCUCCCUCACCAACCACCUCAACAGCACAACUGGCAGCACUAGUAAGACAAUUAUUAACGGUGGUUUGAAUGGAGACUCCGAACCUCUCAGUCAGCAGAUAAAUGGGUUAUCCAGUAAGACCAUGAUCCUCGCGCUCAGUAAUGGACAGUGGCCACUAGGGGGCAAAAUAACUCAGGGCAGCACGAUUACCAUGAUGGACGGAAAUGAAUCUGGACUAGUUCUCUCAACCAAAAACCCAUUUUUUGACUCCUCUUUGAAAACUUCCCCUGUCUCGAACGGCACAAGUCAUCGCCCAGAACCCCCAGUGACUCAUAGCAAGGAUUCAGUUCUCAUAAACCCGCCUCCACAGAACUCUAAGUCGGGACGAGGUCGAAGGAGUGCAAAGGCCUCAUCAAGUGACCUGUUUGGAGAAGAGCUGUUUGCUGCUCCCAGUCAGUCUGAAGGGUCAUCUGCUUCGGCUGACCUUUUCAACAGUACACCCACAAACUCUUCCUCCAUAGCCGCUCUGGGGAAUCUUCAGUUAGGUCUGCCAGCUACCACAAGUAUCCCCACUGCAACCAUGUGGGGACCCACCCCCGCUGCACCCAACAUGUUCUCCAUGCCAGGGGUGACAGUUCCAGGCCCCAGGCCGGCCUACCCUCAGCCAUCAGCCUUUGGUGGUCUACCCAUACCACCGACAGCUUGGGGCCAUCCGAUGCAGCCGCCAUUUAGCCCCCCACCUCUCUCUCCGCCCCACCUCGCUUGGAGUCAGCCCCCCGUGACCAAUCCCUUCCAACCUGGUGCCUUCCCAGGAAUGGGUGACCAGCAGGGUCCUUCACGCCCUCCUCCAAGACCACCUGCCAAGGAGGCGCCUCCAAAAGUAGAGAACAGUGCCUUCACAGCUUUGGAUCCUCUCGGAGAUAAAGAGAAGAAGACUGGAAAGGACAUGUUCAAGGACUUCCAGCUUGCCAAACCACCCGCCAUCCCAGCAAGGAAAGGGGAGCUCGUGUCCGGCUCUGCUCCAGCCUCCGGCAGCAAAGAGGCCGGGGCUUUCGAUCAGUACUUUUCCAGUAAAGUGGGCGUGGCUCAGGAUUCUGCAGAUCAUGAUGACUUCGAUAUCAAACAAAUGUCACUUGCUAAUGAUGUUCCUAAAGCAGCUCCUGCUCCAGCCGCUGCUCCAGCUCCAAACUUUAACGCCGGCCUCCUUGACGCUGCAUUCUCUUCUGCUCCCGUCUCAAACAACUCGGCACCAUCCCAGGGACAAGGCCUCAAUCAGGACAUGUUUGAUCAAGCAUUUGGAGCACCAGAUUCCAGUCCAUUUGGAGUUCCACCUGUAGCUAUGAAUGCUUCUGUUGGUCAGAGCUCUGGUUCAACAGGUGCUUUUGGGGAUGCGUUUGGAAAUCCCUUUGCUUGACUACAACCUUGUUCAUAAUUGAAAUGGAGUGAAAAGAAGAUCUUCACAUCAAAUAACACCUUUGGGAUGAGCUGCUCUGUGCAAGACAAUCUGAAUGAUGAACUUUUCUAACUCUUGUCCCUGACCCACCCGUUUUUUUUUUAACACCCUCACCUCUCAUGAUGUUUUUUUUUUUGUCUUUCCAAUCAGUAGUUCUCUUAUUCCUGACGACCACUGAUCCAAGAAGUAAAUGUUAUGUCGUGAUCUGCUGAAGAAAGAAAUGUGCUGUGUGAGAGAAGACAUGUCCAAAAGAGGUUCACUGCUGAUGCUGUCUUUGUUAAAGAAAUAAAAUAAAUCAAUCAUAACCCUGCAA
Messenger RNA from Acanthochromis polyacanthus (spiny chromis), 3013 nucleotides. It is a transcript of the gene dab2, whose product is annotated as DAB adaptor protein 2. Gene Ontology annotation, biological process: negative regulation of canonical Wnt signaling pathway; positive regulation of endocytosis; receptor-mediated endocytosis. The record is from RefSeq and is a predicted model, not a curated record. Lineage: Eukaryota; Metazoa; Chordata; Actinopteri; Pomacentridae. The coding region runs from base 301 to 2661 and encodes 786 amino acids. The transcript is spliced from 15 exons. Gene Ontology annotation, cellular component: plasma membrane.